Callithrix jacchus (white-tufted-ear marmoset) is the source of this 7895-nucleotide messenger RNA. The record is from RefSeq and is a predicted model, not a curated record. NCBI's taxonomy places the organism in Eukaryota, Metazoa, Chordata, Mammalia, Primates, Cebidae.
GAAAAGAAGGAGAAUAAAACCAAAAGUAGAGUGAUAAGCUGAUGCCUUAGUCUUGAGAAAAGAUGCGUGGAUUUAGGAUCAUGCCUCUUUCUACAACAGUGGCCGUGCAGUGUACAGUUUAAGAUAAUGCAUAAUUGAUAGUACCCACUGCUCCAUGCACGGGGACAGAGAAAUUGGCUUGAGCCCCUUGUCAUAUACAAAACCCUUAAUUCUCUUUUCUCUCUUGUUGGCAUUCAGCUGUUUUUCUGGAUGAAUUCAUCACCAUCAGUCAAAAAAAAAAAAAAACUCUUUUUUCCUAAGGGAAGAGUAGUACAUUGUCUCCACACAAUGUCCUCUGUCUUUUCCUGCCUUUCUUCUCUACUUGUGGUACCAGUCAUUUCCCAUCAGCAGGCAGUACUGGCCUGAAUGCCUAUGUUGCUCGGAAGUGAGAAGUCACCUCCUUACUUAGAGGGAAGGUAGAUGCUGCAGUGGAACAUGGUGCAGCCGUUCCUAGCUCAGGAGUCUUCAGCUUUAUGAUGGUGUGAAAGUGAUAUGCUUUCAGUAGAAAACACACUUUGAGUACCCAUACAACAAUUCUGUUUUUCACUUUGGGUACAGUAUUCAAUAAAUUACGGAGAUAUUCAACACUGUAUUAUAAAAUAAGCUGUGUGUUAAAUGGUUUUGCCAAUUAUAGCUUAAUAUCAAUGUUCUUAGCACAUUUAAGGUAGGCUAGGCUAAGCUAUAAUAUUCAGUAUGUUAAGUGUAUUAAGUGGUUUUUCAACUUAGGAUAUUAAUGGGCUUAUCAGGACAUAACCCCAUUGUAAGUUGAGCAGCAUCUGUAUAGGAAUUAAGAGUCUGUCACUUAUCAUCUUCAACAGUUCUUCUGCAUCUCAGUUUCUUCAUCCAUAAAACUGCUGUCAUAAUAGGGUUGUUGUGAGAUUAGACCAGUUCAUAUGUGUAAAAGCCCUUAGAAUAAUAUCUGACACAUAAUAGAUGAUCAAUAAGUUUCAGCUGCCACCCACAACACGGAAUUAUCCAGUCUAAAAUGUCAGUUUCAGUACCUUAAGAGAGGAAAAAAAGAAAAAAAAGGUAUUACCAAGAUGAAGAAGCCCUGCCCACAAUGUGUUGCCCAUGUUUAUAUAGGCUACUUUUGAAAAUGGAGUAGGUGGGGAGUGGUGAUCAUACCUUCUGAUGCUGGGUCCCUGGGGCAGUAGGAGUGAUGCUGGGUUGGAACUGGCACUCCACUGGCUCCUCCUAAGGAGUCUGUAGUUCCAAGGGUAUUCAGAAGGUUAGUUGCCAAGUCCAGUGCACACGCUUGACUCUCACACAUCUUAGAAACCAUGAGUGGCCAAUCUCUAUUGGGUCAGGUCCAACUUCUUGAAGGGGCUAGUUCAGAGGGGCUUGGAAGGUUUUAUUUUCAUCUAAAAAUUUUUCACAGUGGGCCCACUGCUCACCCAAACUCAUUAAGUUAAUUGGUUUUAAUCAAAGUUUUCUGGUCCCCAAGUUACAUGUUUUUCAAUGUUGUGAGGGCCAGGCAAGGGUUUAACCUGAUCCUUUCUCCUCGGUUCCCACUCUAUGACCCUAAACAAAAACCCCUUUUAAAGGUAAUUCCAAGUCAAAAGUGUGGUAGACAUGUUGAGUUCAGUUUACAAUGCAAUAUAUCACCGACUAUAAAAAGAUAAACUCUGUGGACCUAUGUUUAAUGAAUAUAGAAAUAACUUCUAAAACUUCAGCAUUUAAAUUCACUAUUUCUUCCUCUCCCCUGUGAAAGCCUUCGGAAUUAUUCAAAACUUGCUAAAACAAGUCAACUUUUUGGACCUUCAGAACAGGGCAACUAAAUGUCAUUCCAUACACUUUCUCAGUGACUCUAUGUCUGUUCUCAGCAGUGAAGGGAGAACAGAGGUCACUCUGCCUGACUGAUUUUAAACGAUCGCCUUUUUCAGAUGCUUUUGGUAUGGGAACACAAUCAGCCAUAACCUUUGGGGUUUUAAAUGUCAUUGUUAAUGCAUCAGAAAACCCAGACAGAGAGUCUGGAGAAAUUGUAUGUAACAUUUAAAUGAUUCUGGUAAAUAAUUAAGUUUUUAGUGUAUGUUUAAUGUACAUUCUGUUUGGGGCCUCUGAGUUUGAAUCCCUGAGAUCGAGCUGAUAUUUAGCAACCAUUUCUUAACCAGGAAAAGCCUCCCCUACUCCCAACCCCUAGCCAUUUGAGCUUCACUGGCUUUUUUGAACAGAAGCCUUUCUCAGUUUGUGCUUGGUUCAGUGAACACGGUUACUUUUUAAAAACAGUGACUGUCGAGUUUUAUGUCUCACCACCCUUUGCUGUUCUUCUGAGCUACCUCACGCUGUGUGAGAGAUAAUACUUGGCAUGAUUAAACUGCCCCUUCACUGAUAUUUGGUCUUUGCCUGGCUGAGGACGCAAAGCAAGAAGAGGAAGACAUGCAGAUAUGUUGCAGGAUAUUCAAGAAAGAAGGAUUUUAGCAUGGAAGACACUAAACUGGACUCGCCUGACAGCUAUAAAGUACAAGAUAAGAAAAAUGCCUCCGACCGCUCUGCCACUGCAAUUUCAGGACAAAAUACCCACCACUCAGGAAAUAAACCAGACCCUCCGCCUGUGUUACGUGUUGAUGACCGGCAGCGGCUGGCCCGGGAGCGACGUGAGGAACGGGAGAAACAGCUAGCUGCAAGAGAAAUCGUGUGGUUAGAAAGAGAAGAGCGAGCCAGGCAGCACUACGAGAAGCACUUGGAAGAGCGGAAGAAGAGGUUGGAGGAGCAGAGGCAGAAGGAGGAGCGGAGGAGGGCUGCUGUGGAGGAGAAGCGGAGGCAGAGACUUGAGGAGGACAAAGAACGCCAUGAAGCUGUUGUACGGCGUACAAUGGAAAGGAGCCAGAGGCCAAAACAGAAGCAUAAUCGGUGGUCGUGGGGAGGCUCUCUCCAUGGGAGCCCUAGCAUCCACAGUGCAGGUGGUUUUGUUGAAUCAUCAUUCUCCUCUCUCGAUUUAGCAGGCCUGGACCACCACUUCAUAACUUUUGGUGGUACUAGAAAAGCUGAUCCAGACAGGCGGUCAGUUUCCACCAUGAAUCUUUCGAAACAUGUUGAUCCCGUCAUUAGCAAGCGGCUCUCCUCCUCAUCUGCAACUUUACUUAAUUCUCCAGAUAGAGCUCGCCGCCUGCAGCUCAGCCCAUGGGAGAGCAGCGUUGUUAACAGACUCCUGACGCCCACACAUUCGUUCCUGGCCAGAAGUAAAAGCACAGCUGCCUUGUCUGGAGAAGCAGUUAUCCCCAUUUGUCCUCGUUCAGCAUCUUGCAGCCCCAUCAUCAUGCCCUACAAAGCUGCACACUCUAGAAAUUCGAUGGAUCGACCAAAACUCUUUGUAACACCACCUGAGGGCUCUUCUCGCAGGAGGACCAUUCAUGGCACAGCGGGCCAUAAAAAAGAAAGAGAGAGAGAAAAUACACCCUUCUUCCUUACAUCUGGCACCCGAAGGGCUCUAUCUCCAUCUAAUCCCAAAGCAAGACCGCCAGCUUCCUCCCGACUUUGGCUUCCAUCCAAGUCUCUUCCUCACUUGCCUGGGACACCCAGACCAACAUCCUCUUUGCCACCCAGCACAGUCAAAGCUGCCCCUGCUCAGGGCCGGCCCCCAUCCCCCGGCAACAUCCGUCCUGUCAAGAGGGAAGGCAGAGUGGAGCCUGAGAAAAAAGACCCUGAGAAAAAGGACCCUGAGAAGGAACCUCAGAAAGUUGCCAACGAGCCCUCACUAAAGGGCAGAGCACCUUUAGUGAAGGUGGAAGCCACCACAGUUGAAGAGGGGACACCUGCCAAACCAGAAGCUGGCCCUGCUGCUCCAGCCACGGCCCCAGCUCCAGCCUCGGCCCCAGCUCCAGCCUCAGUACCCACCCCAGCCAUGGUCCCACCACCGUCAUCCACUGUGACUGUCAGUGCUUCUCCUAAGCCUUCUGCAGGAACCACCGACCCAGAAGAGGCCACAAGGCUACUAGCUGAGAAGAGGCGGCUGGCCCGAGAGCAGAGAGAAAAGGAAGAAAGGGAGAGGAGGGAGCGGGAAGAGCUUGAAAGACAAAAGAGAGAAGAAUUGGCUCAACGGGUGGCUGAAGAGCGGACUCGCCGUGAGGAGUCACGCCGGCUGGAGGCAGAGCAGGCCCGGGAGAAAGAGGAGCAGCUGCGGCGGCAGGCGGAGGAGCGGGCGCAGCGCGAGCGGGAGGAGGCGGAGCGCGCCCAGAAGCAGAAAGAAGAAGAAGCUCGUGUUCGUGAAGAAGCAGAGAGGGUCCGGCAGGAACGAGAGAAGCAUUUCCAGAGAGAGGAGCAGGAGCGCCUGGAGAGAAAGAAGCGACUUGAGGAGAUUAUGAAAAGAACCAGGAGAACAGACGCUACAGAUAAGAAAACCAUUGAUCAGAGAAAUGGCGAUAUAGCCAAGGGAGCUCUUGCUGGAGGAACAGAGGUAUCUGCACUUCCAUGUACAGCAAACGCUCCAGGAAAUGGAGAGCCAGUUGCCAGCCCACAUGUGGUUACCUCACACCAAUCAAAAGUGACAGUGGAGAGCACUCCCGACUUGGAAAAACAACCAAAUGAAAAUGGAGUAUCUGUUCAGAAUGAAAAUUUUGAAGAAAUUAUAAACUUACCUAUUGGAUCUAAAGCAUCCAGAUUAGAUGUCACCAAUAGUGAGAGCCCAGAAAUUCCUUUGAAUCCAAUUUUGGCCUUUGAUGAUGAAGGGACACUUGGGCCCCUGCCUCAGGUAGAUGGUGUCCAAACACAACAGACUGCAGGUAAGCUUGCCUCCAGCUCCCUUCUGUAGUCAUCAGAAAUAUCUGACACCAGGAGGACAUGACACCAGGAGGACUGCCUUCUACAGUGUGAUUGUGGUAACACUUUGUUCUUCGAAGGACCAAGUAAGACACUGUGGAAAAGAUUGUGCCUGGCUCAUAGAGAUUGAAUUUUGAGUUGGAUUGGCCAACUUCUAAGGCCUCUCCUAUUCUCUCGGUCACUGCAGAAAUCCAGUUGGCAGCACCCACUGGGUGUCCGUCAGCCUCCCUGCACAAAGCAGCACCCACUGCCCAACAUCACACAUGGUCAGAAUGUGCUUUGUAGAAAGACAAGGCUGCCUCCCCACAAUCUAUGGACCAUCUGGCCUAGUGCUGCCCUCUGGAGAAAGAUUUGAGUUUUUUCCAUCUUUCUCAGGUCUUCAUAUAUUUGAAGACUGCCAUCAUAUUCUCCCACCAUUUUUCUCUUAUUUGGGUUUGGCAACCUGGGUGAUAAAUUAUUAUCCUUUUAAAAUGUGACAUAAUGGAUACUUAAGAUUUAGGUGAUGACACCAGUUCUCUGAAUGGGAUCACACUGAGUCUAAGAAUCUUUCCUUGUUAAAUGAUUUUGUUGCUGUUGAAAGUGCCUGUGACUUUAUAUCUUAUACAAUGUCUCUUUGACCCACACUUGACCUGAAGUCUUUGUGCAAAAAGAACAAUCAGGACCCAAAGAAAUAAGGAGUAAUAUCAUGUAUUACUAACUCAAUGGUCAUAGCAGCUCAGCAACUCAAUCCCAUCAGUCUCAGGACUUUUCAGGAUAAUCUCAGCUCCCUAUCUCUUCAAACCUGUUUCAAUUUUGUUGACUACUCUUCCCUGCAGAUGACUUUCAUGUAUUAACCAGCAUCUCUUUAUAUUUAACUAUGAAAAGAACUGGCCAAAUUCAGGAUAUACAAAUGAAGACAGUAUAGAAUUAUUUGUGGGCAAAUUGUUUUGCCUUUUAGAUUUCAUCAGUGAAUCUGUAAUAAAUCAAUUUUUAAUGGGGUGAAAUAGCCAGUGUGAACCACCCAUCCAAAGGAAGCCACUCUUCUCUUCUCCUCUAGUGUACUGACCUUGGAAGUAGAAUUACACUUUAGUGAAUGAACUCCACUUUUCUAGGAUUUGAAAGGAGGUUGUAAGGGCCCUCCCCUGUCUCACUUUCUGAUUCUUAAGCUUUUGGGAACAGUCCAACUAAUGGUAUGUUAGUGGAAACAUGCCCAAUGCAGCUUCCUGCUUAUGUUACAGAUUUACAGGAAGGGAAAGAACUUCCAGAUGAUUUAUCAAUAUUUAUUAAACCUCCAACAUGUUUAGAUCCCUAAGCAUUGGGUACUGAGGAUACAAGAGAAAAUGAAUGUUUAAACCCCUAACCGAGAAAAGUACAGUCUGUGUAUGCCACUUGGAAAAAUGAAGGCUAUGGCCUAAGCUGAUGUAAAGAAAAGAACAUGUUUUUCCUAUGAGUAACAGAAUUCACCUAAAUAUAAGACUGUGAAUCCUAACAAAAUUGCCUAUCCUUAUAUAAGUGUAUAUAACAGUAUAGUAAAUUUUAAAAAUUUAAGAUAUUACUAUAGUAUUCUUGAAAUAAGAUUUUAGAUGUUAUAUUAACCUGUUCUUUUUCUGUUUCUUCAUAUAGAAGUUAUAUGAGUAUUUCUUCUGAAGAACCAAAGCUGAAAUAUAAUGAGAAUUUCUACAAUUAAUGGAAUUCCUUUCAUGCUAUAAAGGAGCAUCCCCUCCUCCAGUUUUCUAAAGAGUUCUUGACCAUCAUUUUGAAAAGAUUUAUUAAAACUAGCUAAAGACAACAGACAAUAGAUUUUCUAAUAAUUUUCAUCAAUAGAAAAAAGGAAAUACUUCUCAUUCUUCAAUACUUUCAAAUAGCUUUUUCCAGUGUGCUCCUUCUUAGCAAAUCAAUAUUUUUCUGCAUUCUUUAAAAGACGAGCAUUUGGCUAUAAAAGAAAUGGGCUGACUAAGCAUGAUUUUUUUUGGUCUUAAAAGCUUAACAUGUAAAAUUGGCAAAAAAAAAUUACCUUUUAUAAUAUAAUACUUGAAAAAUAAGUACCUCUUUGCUCUACAAGUAGAAUGAAUAGGGGAAGAGUUUAAACCUGUUUGUUUAAUUAUUAUUGCAAAGAGCUCUAUUUGUAGAGGCAAAUUAUAGGCAGAUUACCAGGUUCUUAUAAAUACAACUUGUACAUGGACAUUCUGCAAACUAAGCUGUCACAUUUUUCAUGCAACUCCUUUUGCAAAAGCAUACUAAAAUGUUUUAAAAUGUGAAAAAAAAACAUUAUUUUUUCAGGGCAAGAAAAUAAUUUACUGUCCUCUUAAUGUAUUUAUAAAGGUUUUCCAUAUGAACUAAUCAAAUAAGUUAGAACAAUGUGACAACAUUACAAAUUUAAUUUGUUAGAUGCAUUUCUUCUAAUGUUACGUGAGAGAAUGUUGCUGACGAUUCAGGGCUAUUUCUGAAGUCUGUAUGUUGCUGCUGUCCCCAGUGAUGGUGGACUUAUCUUUGCCUUACCUGAUCACGAAUUAUGUUGGGGGAAAUAAAGAUUUAAUAUUUCUUUAAAUAAAAAAAGAAUUUGGUUUUGCUCGUUUAAGAGCAAUGAUAAAAAUGAUGGAAUGUUGACUGUGUUUGGCACACAGGACACAGCCCUUCAUGGAAGUCCUUGUUCUGCGUGGCAUCUGUCAGCUUUCACCUGUCAUUCUUAUUCUUCACUUUUGCUGCUGAGCCUGGCUGUAUAAACUUGCACUUUCAUUUGCUAAUAUAAAUUCAAUUUUAUUUUACCAUAUUAGAGACUACUAAUGAUUAAAUGUAGAAGAAGAGGGUGCACAUGUUUAUACCUGGAGUGUUAAAAGUAAAUUUAUACCACUGUAAUGUGCAGGUUUUAUUAAAAGAGAAAUUGGUUAAACUGCUAGAUUGAAUGAGACUUUAUCUAUUGGACUUUUUUUUUUUAAUCCAAGCAUAUGGUCUUUAGUAACAGCUUGUAAUUUCUUAAAACAUUCAUUUGGGGGUUUUCCCUAUUUUCAGUUGCCCAUGUACACAGUCAUUAUAUUAAAAAAAGAAAUCUGUUGAACAAAGUUGUUUUAUUUGUUUAAAUCAACGUAGCAUGAAACACCAAAUAAAAUGUUGACAUAGUUUUA